Molecule: messenger RNA, 123 nt
Organism: Entrophospora candida
Lineage: Eukaryota; Fungi; Glomeromycota; Glomeromycetes; Entrophosporales; Entrophosporaceae
Source: the annotation of a GenBank genome assembly
AUGUCAAGAAAAAGUCAUAAUCUUCGAGAUUUUUUGUCCUUGUUAAGAUCAACUUAUACUGAUGAAGUUCGAGAAAAUUUAGCAUAUCCUGUACCCGAAGAUUCAAAAAAUAAUGAUUUGUAA